Podarcis muralis (Common wall lizard) is the source of this 5582-nucleotide messenger RNA. It is a transcript of the gene SLC5A5, whose product is annotated as solute carrier family 5 member 5. Gene Ontology annotation, cellular component: membrane; extracellular exosome. Gene Ontology annotation, molecular function: sodium:iodide symporter activity. NCBI's taxonomy places the organism in Eukaryota, Metazoa, Chordata, Lepidosauria, Squamata, Lacertidae. The record is from RefSeq and is a predicted model, not a curated record. Gene Ontology annotation, biological process: sodium ion transport; iodide transmembrane transport.
UUGAAUUUGCCUGGACUUAACUGUCUAGGGGUCCUUUACCUUACAAUUCUAUGAUUUUAUGAAAUUUGCUUUCAAUGUUAGGUGUUAGUUAGGACACUUCUCCCUAACAAACUCAUCUUUCUCUCUUCUGCGAAUUUCAUUUGCAAAUAGGUAGCUCUGCUUUCAAAUGCUGGAAAAAUGAAAAUUCUACCCCAUACCUGCAACUGAGCAGCUUUGCUUGUUGCUUCUAGAGGAUAUUUUGUGUUUUUAUAUAUGCUGCAAGCCACCCAGAGUGGCUGGGGAAAUCCACCCAGAUGGGUGGAAUAUAAAUUUAAAAAGAAAGGAAAUAGCUGGUGUUCAGCCCUUGUAAACAGCGUCUGAGUGGAAAUCACUGACUGUCUGAGAAAAGAGCUCAAAAACUUUUUUUGUGUCCGGAUUUUCACUUUUUGAAAUAUGGCCGUCAUGGAUGCUUGACAGAUGUCAAGGUUGGAAGGACACCCUGGGGGUCAUCUAGUCCAGCCCUCUUGCAAGGCAGGAAUCUCAGCUCAAGCACCAUUGACAGACCCAACCUUUGCUUAAAAACCUCUCGGCAAGCAUUUCAUUUUCCAAUAUUCUGAUCAUUUCUGCUUUUAUUUGUUUCCUUGAUUUAGGGGGUGGGCAGCUGCCCCCUGCCUACGCCCAGGACCUCGCCCUCUGGAAGACUUCCUCUUGCAGAAACCCCAGGUUAUUUUUGCGCCCGGGCUUCCUGAUCUCAGGGCUGAAAGGGCGCAGAGAAAAAGGGGGGGGGGAGAAAGAGAGGGAACCUGGAGCCAGAAUUGCACGUGCCCGGGUCCUUCUUUCCACCAAACAGAUCACCUUUGAUAAAGAAGAAAGGGAUGGGGGGGGGGCGGGAAAGGGUGACGCCUCCCUCUCUCAUCGCUGGCUUCAUAAAAGUCCUCGCAGGUGGCUGCAAGGAACUCUGCGAACAGCUGAUCUCGCCUUUGCAACCCGGGCAAUUCCUCUCUCGGCUUCCCCUUUUGCUUCUUCUCAGCCGAAUUUCUCUUUUUCCGCUCACCUCGGGAUCUCGGCCUCUUCGCUGAACCUCACAGGACAAAUCGCUCGCUUUCUCCCCUUUUAUCCACCUGGCUCCUUUGCUCGUCUGUUCAUUCAUUUCCUUUUGAACUUGCUAUCACCUAAACCAGAUUUUCGUUUUUUCAAGAGACAGUGGCAGAAAGGAUAGAGUAGACUCUAUAAUUGCAAGAUAUAACUUAUCUUCUUAUUUGAUUCCUACUUUACAAACACCAAUUCUGGUGGGGCUGUGUGUGUGUGGGGGGGGGGUCUUUGCUGACUUUUUAUCCCUGAGAGAUUUUGGGUGGGUUUUAUUUUCCUAGCUUGAUUCCUUCGCCCUUCCUUGGGUGGGGGGGCUCUCCUUUUGCUUUCCACACUUUUUUUGUUUCUGUUUAAAUAAAACCUUUGCUCCUUUCCUCCUCGCCUGCAAACUUUUUGCUAUUCCAAUGUAUCACAUCUUGUGGUUAAGUUGUUUGCUACCCAGGCACCUCCAAAUCUUGUAAAUAGUAAUUUGUGGAGUCUCUCUCUCUCUCUCUCUCUCUCUCUCUCUCUCUCCAUCCCUCCCCCCUCUCUUUCACCCCACUUCCUGUACUGAGCAGAGUUGGACCUUUACUCCCUUCUCCCCAAGGACUGAAGCUCAUUUCUCUUCCCUCUGCUGUUCUCCUUCCAACCCUCCAAGUCCUCCUCCUUUUUCUUUCUCCGCUGGACCCACCAGGGGUUGACCUCUCCAUCUGCUGUGGUGCUGGUCCUCUCAGCUGCCCAAUAUGGCGCUAGGAGGUGGUUUAGAGGUCUUCCGAGCAGAGAUGCUCACCUUCAGUUUAUGGGAUUAUGGGGUCUUUGCCUUGAUGCUCCUCAUCUCCACCAGCAUCGGCCUCUUCUAUGCCCUCUCCAAAGGAGGCCAGAAGACUUCUGAGGACUUCUUCACAGGCGGGCGGCAGAUGUCGGCCAUCCCCGUGGGGCUCUCCCUGUCCGCCAGCUUCAUGUCGGCCAUCCAGGUUCUGGGGGUCCCGGCCGAGGCCUAUCGCUAUGGGGUGAAGUUCCUGUGGAUGUGCUUGGGGCAGCUGCUGAACACACUCCUGACCGCUUACCUCUUCCUGCCGGUCUUCUACCGCCUCGGCCUCACCAGCACCUACGAGUACCUGGAAAUGAGGUUCUCCAAAGCAGUCCGCCUGUGUGGGACGAUCCAGUAUAUCAUUGCCACAAUGCUGUAUACCGGGAUUGUCAUCUAUGCUCCAGCCUUGAUCCUCAACCAAGUGACUGGGCUGGAUAUCUGGGCCUCCCUGCUCUCCACGGGGAUCAUCUGCACCUUCUACACAACCAUUGGAGGAAUGAAAGCCGUGAUCUGGACGGACGUCUUCCAAGUGGUGGUGAUGCUUUCGGGUUUUGUCGCCAUCUUGAUCCAGGGGACCAUCCUGGUGGGGAGCCCCGCACAGGUCCUGGCCAUCGCCUACAAUAACUCCCGCAUCAACUUCAACGACUUUAACCUGGAUCCUCGCAGCCGCUACACUUUUUGGACCUUCAUCUUUGGCGGGACAAUGGUCUGGCUUUCCAUGUACGGGGUGAAUCAGGCCCAGGUCCAGCGCUACGUGGCCUGCAAGACAGAGAGAGAGGCGAAAUUAGCUCUCCUUGUCAACCAGGUGGGCCUCUUCUUCAUCGUCUCCAGCGCUGUGGGCUGCGGGAUUGUCAUGUUCACCCUCUACAAGGACUGCGACCCCCUUCUGGCCGGAUACAUCUCUGCACCUGACCAGUACAUGCCUUAUUUGGUCUUGGAUAUCUUUGAGAAAUACCCCGGGGUGCCUGGACUUUUCCUGGCUUGUGCAUACAGCGGGACUCUGAGCACGGCUUCCACCAGCAUCAACGCCAUGGCUGCCGUCACUGUGGAGGACCUGAUCAAGCCGAACUUGCCCAGUCUCUCUCCACGGAAGCUGACCCUCAUCUCCAAAGGGCUCUCACUGAUUUAUGGGACAUCGUGCAUCACCGUUGCAGCGCUGUCUUCGUUACUGGGAGGCGGGGUGUUGCAGGGUUCGUUCACCGUCAUGGGCGUCAUCAGUGGGCCCCUUCUGGGAGCCUUCAUCCUGGGGAUGUUUAUCCCAGCUUGCAACACCGUGGGGGUGUUGACUGGGCUUCUUGUGGGAUUCGCCCUCUCUUUCUGGGUGGCUGUGGGGGGCACCCUCUACCCGCCCAGCGCCACCACCAUGGGGGUGCUCCCAUCCUACGGAGACUUGUGCCCGCUCUACAACGCCUCCGAGGGAGCCAACGCCACCAUCGUGCUCGGCCCACUGCCACCCCGGAACAUCACGGAAGUUGCAGACAGGUCGGCCAUUGUGGAUGACUUCUACGCCAUUUCCUACCUCUACUACGGUGCCUUGGGAACGCUCACCACGGUUGUAGUUGGGGUUCUAGCCAGCUGCCUAACUGGGCCUGCGAAAAGGAGCUCAAAGAAGCCAGGCGUGCUCUGGUGGGACGUCAUGAAGCAGACCGCCAUGGUCUCCCCAGAGGGGCUGAAGAAACCGUUCACCAAGGAUGCAGGGAACUCUCCCAAUCUGCAGAAGAAAGCCUUUGGCUCAACGUCUCUGGUGCCCAGCUUCCCGGCCGAGGAGAAGACCCUGAUGGCCAAGGAGGAGAAGGCAUCAUCAGAGCCAUCUGAGGAGAACCUCUGCGUCUGCAACGCUUUUGAGAGCAGCUAUUUCCACCUGCUCAGAGAGACCAACGUGUAAAGGGUUGGGCAGCUGGAGGCCAGAAGCCUCCUGGACCAGCUUUACUUGGGAAAGGACCCCAUUUGGGGAGGGAUGGACCUCAUUCCACAAAGAGAUAUUUGUAGAUCUCUGACCAGGCCAAGCUGCAACCUCUGGAGAAAUUUGGGCAGGGCAUUCCUGGCCUGUUAUCAAAAUCUGGCCAACAGCACGGGGCGACGUGGACCCUUGGAGGCUUCUGUUUGUCCUUUUAGAGGACAUGCCUCCCUAACUGGGUCCUGUCACGAGGGAGCUUCUUCAUCAGUUCAUUUAUUAGUAUCAAACAGAAGCACAGGAGAUCCAUCAAGGCUUGAGCUGCUGCCCAGGGGGCCUGCUCCUCUCCCCAGAAGCUCGCUUUCUGCGUAUCAGACCCAAACUGCUGUCUACGGUGGCUGCCAAGGAACCCUGCUGUCGAUGCCUAGUUUUCUGCUCUCUGACAUGGUGGAAACACCUGGUUUUAGGGGAAGGAGGGGGAUCUAUCAGGCUCUCAAGGGACAUCGUAUCAACUGGCUCUGGUACUCUCCCUAUCACAUCUGGCUCCUGUCUCUGUUCGGGGCUGGUGCAUCUGCUAGCUCACCCCUGUUCCUUGCCCUCCAAUAUUUCCCAGUUCUCCUUCUCCUUCUCCUCCUCCUGUUUCCCACCACCAAGGACCUGGGUCCACACUAUCUUCUUCUGCCCCCUCCCUGGGCGCCUCUUAGGGUGGCCGUCUCCACUCCUCCUCCUCAUCUAGCCUGAUACCUAUUCUCCAUUUUCACCUGGAAAUGGAGGAGUUUGAGAUUGGCAAAGAUGAGAAAAAGCAGAUGUUGCAAACUGGAAUAAUAAUAAUAAUAAUAAUAAUAAUAAUAAUAUUCUACUAUUUUACCCCACCCAUCUGACUGGGUUGCCCCAGCCACUCUGGGCGGCUGAUGUAUAUUUUGCUCUCGGAGGCUUCAUUUGUUCAGAAUCGAGUCAGCACUUCCAGAGUUAACACUAAAUACAUCUCUUCUAGUUAAGGAACCACCAUAGCUGCUAGAAGGCUGUGGAAAUUUGUGUCCUGGGCUUUUUAGACUCAUCUACCCACGUACUAUCAGAAACUAAAGGGGUGCCCUGGUUGCCUGGUGUGAAAUAUUUCCAGCUCACCUGCCCCCACCAUCCUUGCCACUUCUCAGGGCCCCCUGCAUCGUUUCCUUUUGGACCUUGAUCCUCCUCCUGCUUGCCUCCACCUGUCAUGGAAAAGCCACUCUGUGCAUGCUCAGAGGCUGGAGGAUGGGAAUAGAGUCCAGCUGGGUCCCUGCUGUGCCCUCUCCCCCAUAUUCCGUCCCAUGUUGGCCGUCCUAUCGGAAGUGUGUAGACAGGAGUAUUGGCAUCUCCUUCUGUCCUCUUCUCCACCCCCCCCCCGCCUGAUAUUUGCCAUGUAAAUAAGAUGCACCAGGAUGGAGAUUUCAAGCUGCACAGGGGCUACAGGGCCUGGGUUGAAUGGUUGGGCUUCGCCAGAAGGUGUAUGUUCCUAUCUAUGCAUAUAAAGAUAUGCAUUCAGUCUGCUCUGGCUUCCAAUGAUCAAAGGACUCUGGUGUUGUACCAUUUGAGGGGAAACGCUCAGCAGGAAAUAAAGAGAAUGUUGUACAAAAGCCAAUGCUGAUUCUGUGUUUGGAAUGACAGAUUCAGAAGGGAACGGAUACAUAUCCCUGUGGCCCAAAUGAGGACGUUGUGCAAAGCUGAGCAGGGUGGCUACAGGACCAGCUUAGCUUAAUUGCCAUUGCUCAUUUAUUUGUGUAGCCGAAGGUAUUACAAAGCCAGAUGCAUAAGAACAAAAAAACGCUGCACAGAUUUUUAAAAAAUUGUUUU